Molecule: messenger RNA, 1887 nt
Organism: Glycine soja
Lineage: Eukaryota; Viridiplantae; Streptophyta; Magnoliopsida; Fabales; Fabaceae
Exons: 2
Coding region: 1-1887 (628 amino acids)
Source: RefSeq, a predicted model, not a curated record
AUGGCGUCCAAGUCCAACCUCAAAACUACUCCACCCGACCCAAUGAUCUCCUCCGGCCAGACCCUCAUUCCGGCAAUUCGUCGUCGCCGCUGCAAGCAUCGAAAUCCAGGCAUUGCCGUCGCCUUUCGCCUCAGGGGAGCACACAAGAAGCAUUCUGCAAGUAAUAACAGUUCCCCUGUGAAUUUUUGGAAAGGUUUACUGAAAAAUACUGAGGCUGAGGCUUCGGCGAGGAAGCUCGUAGCAGGGUUGUGGCAGUGGCGGUUUCUGAACGGUGAUGUUUUACGAUAUUCACCAUCGUCCAAGUAUCAGCUUGAAUCUUCUAUGCAAUGUCUCAAAUGUUCUAAAGAAGAGGCAACAAAAUGGAACACUGCCCUUAAUAAUAAUGAAGCAUGCAACAAGUUUAAUAUGCUUCAUGGAAUGAAGCAUGUUGAAGAAAAACAAAUUGUAGGUGACUGUUACUUUGGUGUCACUAAUUUGCUAGAACUCCUACGCGCUCAGAGGUCCAUCAAUGAACUUAAGGCUACACAAAAGUCCUCUAAGAAAACAGUGGAACAAUUUUUGCAGAAUCUUGAAGACAAAAGGGUCUCCCAGAAGUGUAGAGAAUGCCUCAAGAUUGGAACAAUGUUAGAUAACAUAAAGGACAAGUUGGCAAGGGAAAAAAGAAGUAGAGAAAGGAUGGAGUUAUUCAAUACCAAAUUGGUACAUGAAUUGGCUAAAACCAAGAUUUCUGCAAAGCAGUAUAUGACAAACUACAAGAAAGAAAAGAGAGAAAGAAAACUGAUAGAGGAAGUUUGCAACGAAUUAGCCAUGCAAGUAAGGGAAGACACGGCUAAGCUUGAGGUGUUGCUAAGCGAUUCCGUGAAAAUUUGCAAGGAGGUGGAAGAAGAGAGGGAGAUGAUGGAAAUGGCUGAGCUAUGGCGCGAAGAACGCGUGCAAAUGAAGCUAGCUGAUGUACAGUUUUUACUUGAAGACAAAUAUAAUCAGAUGGUCCAGUUGAUUGCUUUUCUCCAAGUGUUUUUGAGAUCAAGGGGUGCUGAACUAGACACCACUGAACUAGAGGACGCAGAGUUGAUCAAACAGGUAGUUGAAUCAGUAAAUAUCAAACGCAUUCUGGAGCUUUCAUAUGAUUUCUCAAAGUCAGAUGACACAGUUUCCACUUUUGAGGAGCUAAGAAAAGAAAACACAGAAGAGGGGAAGAUUAAACCAUGUUAUUCCCAUACCACACUUACUAGCCCUAUGUCCACAAUCUACAUUGAAAAUCUUGAUGAAGAGUUGAAUGAAAGCUCUAUAUUGCAUCACAACAGUCCCUCCAGUGAUUAUAAUUUUGGAUUAGAACCAACUAAUUAUUCCUUAGAAACUAUUGGUUAUAUUGAGGAUCGGAAGUUUAGCUCAAUGCCACAAAGAGGAGACACCUAUUCUGUUAAUGUUAAUUACCAAGACAAGGAUUUAUUAGGUAGUGAAAAGGCAUGUUUGGAAUCUUUAAAGACAGGAGUUAAUGGGGAAUGUUCCGUAUCUAUUGGAGACUUAAAGAGGAAAGUUUGUCUUACUUCUAAACAACUAAGGUCAUGCUCCAAUAAUGGUGGAAUAACGAUUUCUUCUACAAAAUGUUCUCAACAUAGAAGGCUAGGUGAUGAUGGUUGGCACAAACAAAAGGAGUGUAACCAUAGACUUCCAACAAGUUCAAUUCAGUGUCAAGGUUCUGUUGAAGGUAGCUUCAAACACUCAGAAUUGUUGGAACAAGGAAACUCUACAUACAAUAACACGAACCCACACAUAAUACGUGGGAUGAGAGGGUGCACAGAAUGGCCACGAGGUAUUCCAAAAUCUAGUUUCGAAGUCACUCCUUUUGGAAAGGAGAGAAAAGCCAAAAAUAUCGGUUAUACUUAA